UUGGUCUUUUUUUGUUUAUUGCGUGAAAAAUAAAAAGCGCACAGGUGAUCAAAUACCACCAAAAGAAAGCUCUAUUUGUGUGAAAAAAAGGACGUAAAUUUUGUUUGGGUGCAGCAUUGCAUGACCGCACAAUUAUCAGUUGAAUUAGUGCAGCACCGAGUAGCAAAAAGAGGCCUGGUCAUUAAGGGGGGUAAAUCCUCAGGAGGGCAAGUGGUUAAGUCCCAAAGCAAGUGCUUCUGUUUUGGGACCCAACAGUCUGAAUAGAUUGCUCAAUGUUAGAUCUUCUUAAAAGCAUUGGCCAAGGAUGCCUGCUGUGGUCAUGAGAUGAGAUG
Molecule: messenger RNA, 332 nt
Organism: Staurois parvus
Lineage: Eukaryota; Metazoa; Chordata; Amphibia; Anura; Ranidae
Source: the annotation of a GenBank genome assembly